UCCCUCCUCCCGAAGAAAUCCUGAAAUCCGCUGGCUCUUCCUCCAGAGCUUCUGUAACCCAGCCCAGAGCAAAUACGAAAAAAAAAAAAAAAAAAAAAAAACACCCAGUGUAGUCAUCGAGUAAAUUGACUAUAUAAGUCAUGAACGGGGGAAAGGGAAAGUUUGCGCUGCUCGGGUCCAUGUUUGUUGUGUGGAAUUACUUCUACGUGGUUAAGCAGUGAAGCGCCUCCCAGUGCCUCGGUCACAGACCUUGAAGCCCAGCGCAUAUAUGCACAAUGUAUUUUGGGUUGAGCGCGAUCCUAUAGCUGAGGAGGGUCCUUCCACAUGCCCACAGGGCCCCCUCUACCUCCACCUUCCUUCCCUUCUUUACACAUCUCCUCCUGCAUGGGCGCCCGAUGCCGGAACAUGCGAAAACAUUUGGGCAGAAACUCGGUUCCGUCGCUGGAUUCUAAUUUGAUGUUGUUUUGGGAAUAAUCUAAUCUCCCCAUUUCUGCCAGGAAAGAAUUUACGCAGACUAGGCCUAUUUAUUUAAGCUGAAAAUUGCCCAAUAAAAGUAAGUGGACACAUAAAACAGUUCAAUUGUUAGAUGUUUGAUCAAGCCACGAGUAUGGGCGAUGGAAUCGCCGAGGACCGAAACCACUGUGGAUCCAAUGCAUUGUGCCGUGAGCGCGGGAGAGACUCUAAGAGCCGGACAGAAGUGGGGAACCGGUCACCUGUGCAGAGCUCUACCGACACACCGGCGACCUCGGCGUCCACACCGACCUCAUCCAGCGAGGAUGGACACGAUAAACUUUUAGGAGUCGAUCCGGACUACUGUCGAAGGAUUCUGGUCAGAGACGCCAAGGGCACUAUCCGGGAGAUCGUGCUGCCGAAAGGCCUGGAUCUGGACCGGCCGAAGCGCACGCGCACGUCCUUCACGGCGGAGCAGCUCUACCGGCUCGAGCUCGAGUUCACGCGCUGUCAGUACGUGGUCGGGCGCGAGCGCACGGAGCUCGCGAGACAGCUCAAUCUGUCGGAAACACAGGUGAAAGUGUGGUUUCAAAACCGCCGCACCAAACAGAAGAAGGACCAGACCAAGGACACGGACAAGCGCUCGUCGUCCACCUCCGAAUCCCUCGCCACGUGCAACAUCCUACGUCUCCUGGAGCAGGGCCGCCUCCUGUCUCCCCCAAACCCUCUGCUGGCUCACGCGCACCCCGGCAAUGGCUCUCUACUGGCCAGCCCGUCCGUGUCCACCUCCUCGGGGGUGAGCAGCACCACCACGGCUCCCGGGUCGGGCAACGGUGGGACGUUCGGACUGUCGCUGUCUUCUUUAGGUGGGACUCCACCUUCGCCUCGUCUGGGAGUGCCACCACCCUCCCUUUGCUUUACCAUGCCUCUCCUGGGCGGCACCCAUCACGAACUCCCAUCGGGAUACGGGUGCGGAUCCUCAGCGUUCGAGCCCUACAUGAGGAUUGAGCGGAAGGACGGUGAGUUAGGUGGGAAGAAGACGGUUUCCUAAAAGCGUUCGCCUACCUUCUGGUACCUUCCCCCACUCUACCUGUCUCAGGGGUCUCAUCUGUGCCGUGAACAGCCGGUCGGAUGGAGCGGAAGUUUGCAAACUGACAGAAAGAGAUUGAACGACAUACUCGGAUACUCGUCUCGCUGGCCUCUCUAGCGCUAGUGCCUACAACCAAAUUUAGGCCAGUCGGACUCCAUUCGGUAAGGAGGAGCGUUUGGGAUGAAGCCUGUAAUUAAGCAUCGCUGUGUUCGGUGAAUUUUGUCGUCCACAGGUUUCUUUUCAUUUUUGCAUUACAUGUGUGGUGACGAAAGCCUCAGACCUAUAAGGCCCAUUCACACCAAGAACGAAAACUAUUGCGAU
This is a messenger RNA of Rhinichthys klamathensis goyatoka, 1861 nucleotides long. RefSeq names its product ventral anterior homeobox 2 (gene vax2). Gene Ontology annotation, biological process: central nervous system development; neuron differentiation; brain development. The record is from RefSeq and is a predicted model, not a curated record. Gene Ontology annotation, molecular function: DNA binding; DNA-binding transcription factor activity, RNA polymerase II-specific. Lineage: Eukaryota; Metazoa; Chordata; Actinopteri; Cypriniformes; Leuciscidae. The transcript is spliced from 3 exons. The coding region runs from base 587 to 1501 and encodes 304 amino acids.